AUGGCACUGACCACGGUUCCCUCUUUUUCUUCUUCUUGCUCCUCUUCGACAGACUUUGAGUUUUCCUCUCCGUUCGAUUUCGACUUCUUCCCCUCCACAUCCACCAGUACAUCUGGCCUCGAUUCCCACACCACAUUGCCAACUCAACACCCUCACCUGGCCUCAGGUUCCCACCACGGCGAAUCUUCUUCGGCCGCUAGUAUGCUCGGCGUAUCGGGACUAUCGUCGCAUUCGAACGCACCCUUCAACUCGAACCCCUUCUCACCACAAUAUCUAGCCUCUCCACCGUCACACUUUUCGAGCUUCACUUCCCCAUCUUCGAGCGCAGCACCUUCGACCUCAUCGAACGCGCUCUUUACCACUCCUUCAUCCUCCUCAACCGUGCCCGCUCAUCGACCCUUCCUCCCCUCCCCUCCACCUCCACAAGACCCUUCUACCUCCCUAAGCGCCGCUCACCCCUCAACUUCGCUGAACCCGUCCCCGCUCUUCGACGACUUCGAAUCGGCCCUCCUCUCCUCCUUCCUAACCACCCUCGACGUCGACCCCUUUUUCCUCUUCAACUCCGUACUACCUCCCGGAAUGCCUUCCCCGCCUCCGCGUUUCCCUUUGGAUGAAGGGGCCAAGAAGGAACGCGAUCGGUUGGGGUAUGGUUUGGGAAGCAUCAAGUUGGAGAAUCGGGAGAAACAGGGUGAAGGGACGACGAGUAGGGAUGGUGGAGUUGAUACUGGGGAUGGGGAAGGGGAAGGGGAAGGGGACGAUCAAGGGGACGAUCAAGGGGAGGAGGACGGGGAAGAGGAAGAAGAGGAGGGGACACCGACUGAUCGAGCGCGGUCGAGUGAUGUCGUGGUUGGGAGAGGAGGGAAACGAGCGAGGGGAACUGGGCAACGUCGGAGAGGGGGGUUGGCCAAGGGGAAGAAGGCGAGGAGGGUGUCCGUGAAUGAGAGUGAGGCGCAGGACGUCGAGAUGGUCGAGGCUGUUUCGAUGACGUCGUCCACGGGUAGAGGAGCAAGAGCCGUGAGGUCGACGAAGGGGAGUGGGGAGAUGGGCUCGGCCUCGAGGAGAUUGUCGAGUGUUGCGAGGAGUAAGGACGCGGGUCGAUCGAUCACACCCCUUGAAGCACCGUCAGGUGUACGACAGGACGAGCGCCAAGCCACAGAGGAAGCAACGAUGGAAGGAGCUGACGACCCACCACCACCACCGCAAGAAGUUGAAGAAGACGACGAACUCGAAGACGAAGAGGACAACAACGUUGAUGAUGACGACGACGACUCGAAAGCCAACAAAGCGCCGUUAACGGAUACGCAGAAACGUUCGAACCACAUCGCUUCGGAACAGAAACGACGGAAUGCCAUUCGAUCAGGUUUCAAAGAUCUCGUGGACCUCUUGGCAGCUGGUGAAGCCGCAUCGGGCAUCGUCGUCGCUCCUCCUGAAGUCGAAGCGGCGAACGAUGUUUCGAACGGAGGCAAGAAGAAACGAGCUUCUAAAGGGACUGGAAGGGGGAGAGGGAGGAAAGGUGAAGUUGCGGCUGGGGGUUCAAAGUCCGUGGUGUUGGAGAAGGUCGCGGCGUAUAUCCUCUGGUUGGAGAGGGGGAAUCAGGCUCUGACGGCGGAGGUCAAGAGGAUCGAGGUGAACAUGAGACAGAUGGGGAUUGAGACAGUGUAG
This is a messenger RNA of Microbotryum saponariae, 1662 nucleotides long. The record is from the annotation of a GenBank genome assembly. NCBI's taxonomy places the organism in Eukaryota, Fungi, Basidiomycota, Microbotryomycetes, Microbotryales, Microbotryaceae.